CCAUUACGUCAUGCAAAUUCAAAUCAAACCGUAACGCAGAUGUUCGAAAAGGCGGGUUUUAUCUUGAAGCUCGUAUCAACAGGCAGUUGAAUAAAAAUAGUUUAUGUGAUUGUCGCCGAAAAAAAGAUUCAGUGUACCUAAGAUUUUUUGGAAAUAAUCUUUUUUUGAAGUUGAAGAUAACGACUAAUAAGUAAAUAACCAGAAGGAUGGAUCGUCGAUACUUGGGGAUGAAUUUCGAUCGAAUUCUUGUUCAGACUGCUAAUAUUCCAGCAGCAGGAAGACUUAAUUAUCAAUACACUCAAGAAGAUUCCUAUAGGGACAAUUUCAGAGGUGUGUCAAACCAGGUUCAGCGAAAAAUCAAAAUGAGUGCAGGCAAAUAUAAGGUCCAAGAGAGCAGGAAGCACACUGUUGGUCCAUCACGAAUGAAUUCAGGAAUCAAAACUUCAAUCAAACAAGUUCAAAGCAAGAAAAAACUUACAAUUGACUUGCCAAAAGAGAAGAAGAAGCCUAAAGUGAUGAAGUCUAUUGAUAAUACGUCUGAUAAAGUGAAAAUGGAAAUAUUUUUGGAGAAAGGCAAAACAGGUGUUUUUAUCACCAAAGUGAAAGUUGGAUCACGUGUACGAUGGCAGAAUGUGAGGGAGGAGAAGCGGGCCCUGAGGUACCACCCAGCCGUUAGGAAAUGGCAGACUGUAAUGACUGCAGUAGCCACAAUGAAAAAUCACAAAACACUUCACAUUUCUUUGACAAAGGAUGAAUCAAAGCGUUACAAGACUGGGGACUUACUAGAAGAGACAAAGGCAAAACCUCAACCAAAACCAGGUAUGGCAAACCAACAGAUAAUUUACUAUCAAGUAAACAAUAGUGUGUGCAAUGCUGGGCCAUCUACUUUAGCUCACUGCGUAGAAGACAGCCAUGAAAUCUACAAGCUGAUCUAGUUUCUAUUGUUCCGACUAUUCAACUGAUGAAAUCGAUGAUACAUUUUGAAGCUGAAAACACAAUGUCAAAUGUUUUUGUUAAUAUGAAUUUGUGUGGGAUUUUAAAAAAUUUCCUUCGUCUAUGUUUUAAAAAAUAAUUUUAUAUUAAAGUUAUGAAACUUUGUA
Messenger RNA from Parasteatoda tepidariorum (common house spider), 1100 nucleotides. RefSeq lists its product as uncharacterized. NCBI's taxonomy places the organism in Eukaryota, Metazoa, Arthropoda, Arachnida, Araneae, Theridiidae. The record is from RefSeq and is a predicted model, not a curated record.